Molecule: messenger RNA, 1004 nt
Organism: Dalotia coriaria
Lineage: Eukaryota; Metazoa; Arthropoda; Insecta; Coleoptera; Staphylinidae
Exons: 3
Coding region: 1-717 (238 amino acids)
Source: RefSeq, a predicted model, not a curated record
AUGACUGCGGUUCUUCAAAGAAGGCCGCAGAAAGGAAGAAGAGAAGCUGCUGCAAACGCUAAGCCGCCGAAGAAGCUAAAGCAAAGAAACAGGAAGCUGGCGUUGCAGCUGCCGCUGCUAAGAAAGCUGCGGAGCAGCUUGGUGCAGCCGCUGAGGGCUAAACAAGAAGAAUUGGCUAAACAGGCUGAAAUUGAAAAGGCAAAGAAAGAAGAAGAAGAACGCGUUCGUUUGGAAGAAGAAAAACGUCAGGCGGAAGCCGCUAAAGCCGAAGAAGAAAGACAGCAAUUAUUACGUCUUGAAGAAAUAGCGCGUCAAGCAGAAGAAGAAAAGGAGGCCGAGCUCGCACGACAAGCCGAAGAACUUGCCGAAAUGGCGAAGCAAGAGGCCGAAUUAGCCGAGAAAGCCAAAGCAGAAGAAGAAGCAGCUGAACAACAGCGUAAAGAAGCAGAAGCUGCUGAAUUAGCACAAAAAGAAGCAGAGUUAGCCGAGUUGGAAACCAAAGAGAAAGAACUCACUGAACAAGCCGAACAAGCACGUGCGGAAGCCGAUGAAGCAGCCGCUGAAGUAACACCAGCUGAAAACGAAGCAAGCAGUGAAGAACCACUGGUUGAAGAACCUGAAAGCCCAGCGCCGGCUGAAGAAACAGCUGCGGAACCAGCAGAAGAGGUUCCAGCGGAGGAAGAAGUUGCUGAGCCAACUUCACCAACCGAGGAGUAAAUUCAAUGCAUUAUAUAAUUUUGUUUAUUUACAAAUAAUUUUAUUUAGUUUGCAUUUAAUUUUUAAAAGAUUUUUGAAUAUCAGCACGGGAGAUAUUGUUCAUAUUUAUUAAAAAUCAGUUGGAUGUGUUCGAAUAAGACAUGAAAGACGAACAUAAACAGAAACAGAAACAAGCGUUGUUGUUGUUGUACUUUUGUGUAAAUAACUUAUUUAUUGUAACUUUAAAAAAUUGUAUAUUAAACAAUUAAAUUAUCACAUUAAAUUGUUAUCUAUUUUAACAAAACAAA